AUGGAUGUACAGCGUGUGAUAUUGCAAGGUGACUUGAGCCGCCAGUUGCCCAAUCAACGUUCUAAAGUUGUGCGUAUAUUCACUAGUUCUACAUUCACAGAUACUUCAACGGAACGCAAUGCAUUAAUGCGCGACGUGUAUCCCCGUCUUAAGGACUACUGCAAGUCUAAUCAUGGUCUGGAGUUCCAAGUUAUCGACAUGAGAUGGGGAGUUCGGGACGAGGCGACAGACGAUCACAUGACGUCACAAUUAUGCAUGGCCGAAAUAGCUCAAUGCCAACGCCUCUCCGUGGGACCAAACUUUGUAACUUUUCUGUGUCAAAAAUACGGGUAUCGACCUUUCCCGCCAAAAAUUGAAAACGACGAAUUCACCCUUCUUCGAGAUGAGUUGAUCCGGAACGAGAAACCAACAGAAAAACUGGACAUGUGGUUUCUGCGUGACGACAACUGCGUUCCUCCUGUUUACGUGUUGCAGCCAAUUAGCUCUAAGCUACCUUACUUUAAUCGCCGUGACGAGCCAAUCAAAUCGAAGGAGCAACAGGGUGAGUGGUGGUCGACGUUUGAGCUACUUCAGAGCCAGUUACGCUUUGCUGCAGAAGAGGCUGAAACAAAGAAAGUUCUUACACCGGAGAAGGCAAAGAAGUAUACUGUAUCAGUUACACAAGACGAGGUACAGCACGGAAUUUUGAAUGCACCAUCCGAUCAAAAGGAGCACUGCCUGUGUUUUGUCCGGAAGUUCAGCGAUUUGGAGAGCAAAGGUGAAGUAAGAGAAGCUUCAUCAUUUAUCGAUAUCCAAUCUGGGAAAGUUGAUACCGAUGCCCAGACACUUUUGUCUAACCUACGAGACAACGAAGUUCCCCGGGUACUCCCCUCUACCAAUAUCAUCGUUACUGACCUCGGCGAAUGGUCAAAAGAUGGGGUUCAUGUUGAGAAUAAGCGGCACAAAGAAUAUCUGGAACGGUUCCUUGAUGCGUUCUAUACUAAGAUGGUCGGUAUGGUCGAUGCUGGAGUGAUGAAAGAGAAAGCGGCGAGCCUGGACGACCCUUUGCAUCAAGAGAUUCUCCAACACUUGUCAUUCUGUGUGACCAAGUGUAUUGGGUUCCUGGGUAGGGAGGACGUCAUCGGUGAGGUUCAGAGAUAUGUAUUGAAGUGGACAACGAGGAAGGAAAGUAGUCAGGAGGAGAAAGGUUUGCCUCUGGUACUGCAUGGUGAAUCUGGAUGUGGAAAAACGUCAGUCAUGGCAAAAUGUGUUUCACUCGUGAAACAAACCUGGUUAUCUGGAAGUGAUGCCGCUGUCGUCAUUCGAUUCCUCGGUACGAGCCCAAACACCGCAUCAAUUCAGCGGGUACUGGAGACGUUGUGCAAACAAAUCCAGCAAGUUUACAACCAGUCAGAGUUCCAAGUUCCUACUGAAUACAACAAACUUGUUGCAGCUUUUGUAAAGGUUCUGCAGUUCGCCACAAAAGAAAAACCUCUCGUCAUUUUCCUGGAUUCUCUCGAUCAACUAUCGGCCGACCAUGGAGCACAUCGGCUGGCGUGGCUCCCCAAGACGCUGCCCCCACAUGUCGCCCUCAUUGCCUCAACCUUACCCAAAGAGCACGGCAUCCUGGAUAAACUUAAGGAACGACUCCCCAACUCGGCGCAAUACAUCCAAGUGACGCAGUUUUCACCAGAAGAGAGCACAACGAUUAUUAAGUCGUGGCUGGUGACUGCAAGCAAAGAAAUGGCAAGCUCCCAGUUUAACAUCAUUGCAAAAGCUGUCAACGAGUGCAGUCUGCCACUAUUCCUGAAACUUACUUUUGAUCAAUGCAUAAAAUGGCAUUCAUACCAGUCUGCAGAGAAAUGCAUUCUCGCGUCCAGUAUCCACGAUAUGAUCAAUCUUAUCUUUCAGCAGCUUGAGGAGUACCAUGGACGUAUCCUCGUAUCCAGGGCCUUAGCUUACAUCACUCUAUCUCCAGACGGUCUCACUGAGAUGGAACUUGAUGACAUUCUAUCAUUAGAUGAUGAUGUAUUGAAUGACGUGUACCAGUUCUGGAUGCCACCGGUGCGUCGCAUCCCUCCUUCAUUGUGGACAAGAAUCAAGAACGACAUCAGCUCGUAUCUGGUAGACCGAGAUGCAGAUGGAGUGACAGUCACCUAUUGGUAUCACCGUCAGUUCAUCGAGACGGCCAGGCAGCGAUAUCUCAGUGAUCCCGACCUCAGGAAGAAGCUUCAUCAGACAUGUGGAGAGUAUUUUAAUGGCACCUGGGCAGGAGAUCGUCAGAAGCCAUGCCGAUAUUCAGCUCUUCAAGUAGAGCGUUUUAAAGUCCCUGCAGAAUCUGAAGAGAACCGUCAAGUUCCAAGCCAACCACUACAGUUCACUGGACUGGAAGACCAAGUUGAUGCCAAGUAUAACAUCCGGAAGCUAACACAGCUGCCGUUUCAUCUGUUGGGAGCAGAAGACUUGGAUUCGUUGAAGAAAUUUGCUCUCUGUAACUUUGACUUCCUUCUCACCAAAAUCAAGGCUCUCUCGAUGCAAGAAGCUUUGGAUGAUUUCGAUAGAGUAGGAGAGAAGAAGCAAGAUGAUGAGCUAAGCAUUCUCCUCAGUGCACUCCGACUGUCUUCAUCCAUUAUCUCAAACAAUCCUGAUCAAUUAGCACCGGAGAUUAUGGGACGGUUGAUAAAUGCUACGGAUAAAUAUCCCAAUCUGAAAGAACUUCUACAACAAGCCUCAGAAAGAGGUCUCGUGUUACACCCAAUGCUACCAAUCAGCACAUGUUUAAAGCCACCAGGUGGGAUGAUGGUGACGUCACUGGAGGGUCAUACCGAGGAAGUUGUUGCUCUGUCAAUAUCACACGACUCUCGACUGGCAAUAACUGGCUCGAAAGACACCACUGCUCGCAUCUGGCUGGUUGAAAAUGGCAGUUUGAUUCACACGUUGACGGGCCACCGUGAGGCUGUGUAUGGAAUCGAAAUGACGAUGGACGACCAGUAUUGUUUAACGUACAGCCACAGCGGAGAGUACAUGAAAUCAGGCAAAAUUUGUUAUUGGAACGUGGAGACCGGAGAUCUGAUUCAUCGCCUCAAGGGUCACACUGGUAAAGGUACAUCCAAUGUUACGAUCAGCCAGGACGGCAAGUACGCUGUGGCUGGCCUGCAGACAUUAAUCGACUACGAUGGCGAAAAUGAAGAUACCGACUGUGAAGAUGAUGAAAUCAUAACUGAGGGGAAACGGCAACACAAGAGCCACAAGAAGAAGGAGCUUGGAGAUGACUGGGAUGAUGAGGAUUAUGAAGAUGAGGCCAGAGAUGUGGUUGUCGUCUGGAAUCUGGAGACUGGGCGAGUUAUGCAUUGGUUGUACAAGCAUACAGAUCAUAUAAAUGGAGUUCUAUCGAUGGUGAUAGACGACCGGCAGAUAGCAGCUUCGUUCUCCAAUGAUCACACAAUCGUGCUGUGGGACAUAAUUAAAGGAGAACCACUUCGUGAGAUGACUGACGAUCGUGACCUGCCCAUCAUUAAGAUAGCCCUGUCCGAUGACCAGCGGCUUCUUGCAGUACACGGAGGUGACGUCUCGAUCCACAGUUUCCCCGACUUCAAGUUCCUUGGAGAGUCGACGGACCCAGAUUCCAGCUCAACGAUAAGGGCCAUGUUCAUCACGAAGGACAACUCACGAGUCGUUUCCGGACAUUGCUGUGGACUGGUCAGAGUUUUCGGAACCGGUGAAGGCACAGAGAGAACUCGACUCCUGCAACAGGAAUACUUCGACAGAGAAUCAAUUGAUAGCAUGACUGUUACACCUGAUGAAAAGUAUGUUGUUGCAUCUUGCAACACCAAAUCUGAAGCUGCAGUUUUCCACCUCCAUAACUUAGAAGUAGCUACCAUACUGCCUCACGACCUGGCGGUUUUGGCAGUGGAUGUAACACCAGACAGCUCCAAGAUCCUCACCGCAUCUAAAGACAAAAACGUCCGUGUUUGGGACCUUGGUAAUAUCAACGCGUCUGAAUCCACCAAAGAGCUAGAACUUACUCUAGCUAAACACAACGAUUACGUUCUCCUGGUACUUAGAAUGAAGUGUGACGACACUGUCAUCACGACGAGCUCCGAUGGCACAAUUAAGGUAUGGGACGUAAGAACCGGCAAGGUUGUAAAGAGUCUGGAAGCACCGGAAGAUGGCGACUGUCACGAUGCUGCCAUCAGUAGUGAUGACAGUUUCAUGGUAGGGUGUGGCUCCCAUCACUGGUACGUCUUGGGUCUGCCAGACUUUGACGUUAGGGGUGCGUUCACAGAGAUGAUGCUGCACGUGUCUUGUUUAGUGAUAACCCCAGAUGACAAGAGAGUCGCUAUGGGACUCCAGCGUCCGAAGUUCGAAAUCAGAAUCUGUAACCUGAAAACAGGAGAGACUCUUCAAGUCAUCGGGUUGAGGUCAACUUCUCUCCACAUGCUUUCGUCAGGUCUGUUCGUCAAUCAAUUUGAAACACAAAUGUAUGACGGGUCGGGAAAAAGUAAAAUUCUACAGCUGAUUGAAGGUGAUACUGGAAGAGUGGCGGCAGCGCUUGAGCAUACAGAUAAAGUACAUACUUAUGCGGUAUCUGCAGAUGAGACUAUGCUCAUCUCAGGUAGCAACAGCAGUGUUUACCUUUGGGCCCUUGGUAAUGCAUCACUCAUAGCUACAUUGGAAGGUCACGGUGAAUGGGUCAAGGCACUUGCAUUCUCGUCUGAGGGAACUAUCGCCGCAUCAGGGGCAAAUGGCGGUGAAAUCAUCUUUUGGAAUGUCCAAUCAAAAUCACUGAAGCAUACGAUUACGCAUGCCCACGAAUCGGACAUCAGACAGUUGGUGUUUAGCCCUGAUAGUCGAUUACUGCUUUCUUUAGCACAAGAGGAUAGCUAUGUUCAAUUGUGGGACGUGGAGACAGCGCAGUGCGUCAUGAGGUACCACACGUACUCUAAAGUACGAACGGCUGUCAUCUCAAGGAAAUGCAAUACAUUUAUUAUUGCACUGGAAGACGGAAGGAUGCCUUUCUUGAAAAUAUCACCUACUGGAGCAAAACCUUCACAGCCUAAAUUAUCAGGCAACAGGGCAAGCCGUCCUGCCGAUUUGGGACCUACCACAGUUGACCACCAAACGACGCCACAACCACCAGGCCAGCCGCAGUCCUCAACACAGUCACAAGACAAACCGACGGACGGUAGUUCCCAAAAUCGGGCGCGAAAAAGCUCAAUGUGUCAGAUUAUUUGAUUUGUUUUUCCUUCAAAUAAUUUGGGGCUCUUCGUUUCCCAAAGGAAGAACUGUUUAACAAUGUUUGCAUCUGAUUUCGGGAGAAAAACGAGGACAAAAGAAACUGGUAUGACUUCAACAGCUGCCAUUGUUCUCUUAAGGUUUAAAUAAAUGCCUUUUUCCCGCAAUUACCUACACAUUCAAGUUUAAAGAAAUUAUUAUGACUGGAAUUAUUUUUAGUACUUUCAAAGACCUUUGAUGAACCAAGCAUUAGUUUCCUUAUCUAGUUGAGAUUUGUGUUGCAUUAUUUAAAAUGUUCUGUUUCUGAGCACAAUAAUUUUGAUAGUUUUCUCAAAAGCUGAUUAGUACAAAUAGAGAUCUAUAAGGGACAUUAUGCAUGUGUCCAUUUUGGGUGAAUAUGUUUUAUCUUCGAGUGCAAGAAAUGAUUUUGAGCGUACGAAGUAUAAAAACUCUUGGUAUAGGACAAUAGGCAUAUAAUAAUAAGAAAUUUUCAUCAUGUCCCUUUUGAGGCUCCGUAUAUUACAUUUUGCUUUUACUAUGAUUGAGGUCUAAUUCUACCUCCAUGGAUUGAGUUAGUAGUUGAAGUGAGAACAUUUAGACACAGAAUCCGUCAAGGUAUAACCCUUUAUUACUAUCCAGGCAUCUUGAAUUUUCACCCAUUGAUAUCAAUGUUACCAAACCGAGGCUGGAAGAACAAAAUAGUCUGGUUCCCACAUGCAAAAUAAUUAUCACAUUUCAUUAUUGUUAUUGGAUACGAGAAACAUGACCAAAAUGGAGGCAGCAUUAUAAAGGUAAAUUCUGAUUGAGGAAGUGUCUCAUUGGUCAUAACUUCUCUUGCCGUUUGUUGGUAUCUUGCAGUUGUGGAUAGCCGUGUUCAGUCAGGUAAUAUUGUAAAAAGAAAAAGAAAAGGACGCAAUUUAUCGAAGCAACAGCCACUUAUUCAGAUGCAAUGAACAAUGCCGAAAAUGUUUUUUUAGUUGCAUAUGGUUUUAAUCCUUACAUGCGUUUUUCAGAUUUAUUCAAAGAUUAUUCAGAGAAUAUCUCGAAUCUUAAAAAAAAAAGUAGUAAAAAUGUUAAUAUAAAUGUGUGGGACAAAUCGACCUUAAAUAGGUUUUACUACUUUAGAGGUCACUUCUAUGUCUCCAAGCAUGUGUGUAUUACAAUUAAGAAUCGUUAUUUAAUGUAAUUUAGUUAUUGUUCGAGAUGAAUAGGUUAGAUUGAGAUGAUUUACAAUAAUUAUUGUAUAUAACGUUAUUGUUUGAUUACACUACCCCCCCACCCCUUUAUGUUGUUUUAAAUCCAGUUCGUCCUAAACAAAUUGGGAUGGGGAGGCUUUACUUCGGACGUUCUGUUUUUCUUUUGUCUUUUUCUGUUCCUGUUUGAUUCAUAGUUUAGUAAGAAGUAAAUUAUUGUUUAAUUUAUGUAAAAUCAUUAUUAUUUUGACAUUGAGAAAUAUUUCACUUCGAAGUAAUGCACUUAUUUAAAAAUUUGUAACAGUUUAUAUACGCAUCGAGAUUUGAAUCUGAGCAGAAUUGUACUAGGGAUUAUUCUUACUUUCGCUCUCCGGAUUUCCGGCGAUAUCUCAAAAAUGCAACCUUAGAUUUUGAGACGUUUAGUUUUAUGGUGAACAUCUAGACAAAAUAAUCGACGAUAGUUCAAAAAACCAAAGUCAUUCUUUGCCUUUAAAGGUCCUCGAAACCAUGGAGGUAGAAAUAGAAAACCUAUAAUGUAGUUUGUUCGGUCAAUCAUGAAAUGUUCGUCGAAACUUUGUAAUGCUUAUUCAGUCAAUACAAAAUGGCCCACGUAAAAUAAACACCAUUAAUUAGGUCUAUCCGACAAAUAAAA
Asterias rubens (European starfish) is the source of this 7059-nucleotide messenger RNA. Its product is annotated as NACHT domain- and WD repeat-containing protein 1-like. Lineage: Eukaryota; Metazoa; Echinodermata; Asteroidea; Forcipulatida; Asteriidae. Gene Ontology annotation, molecular function: protein binding. Bases 1 to 5214 code for a protein of 1737 amino acids. The transcript is spliced from 6 exons. The record is from RefSeq and is a predicted model, not a curated record.